Fonsecaea multimorphosa CBS 102226 is the source of this 1506-nucleotide messenger RNA. RefSeq lists its product as uncharacterized. The transcript has 8 exons. Gene Ontology annotation, molecular function: carbohydrate:proton symporter activity. Gene Ontology annotation, biological process: transmembrane transport; carbohydrate transport. The record is from RefSeq and is a predicted model, not a curated record. The coding region runs from base 1 to 1506 and encodes 501 amino acids. Lineage: Eukaryota; Fungi; Ascomycota; Eurotiomycetes; Chaetothyriales; Herpotrichiellaceae. Gene Ontology annotation, cellular component: membrane.
AUGGCUAAGCUGACCUCUUACAACCUCAAAGUAUGGUUGGUUGUGACCAUUGCUGCCUUCAGCUGGGGCUUCGGCGCCUCCAUCUUUGCGACCAGCAGUGGCCAGCCUGGGUUCUACGACUAUUUUGGGCUUGAUCCUACAAGUCGGCAUACGGCAAACAUCCUCAGCGCAAUCAAUGCUUGCUUCUUCGGCGGUUGCGCACUGGGCGCCCUAGCCCAGUGCUACGCUUCCGACUGGGUCGGUCGUCGAGGAGCCUUCGCCAUAUCUGCGUGCCUUACUCUUUUGGGGGCUGCUCUGGUUGCAGGCUCGGUCCAGAUUGCCGAGCUCUUUAUGUUUCGUGUAGUUCAGGGCAUCGGGUCAGGUAUGAUACUCGGCCUUGUGCCUUUGUAUCUCACCGAGGUUGCUCCACCGAAACAUCGUGGGCUCAUGGCUGGAUCAACCCAGUUUGCAGGUGGAUGCGGCUAUAUCGUCAACUCUUUCGCCUCAAUCGGUUGUUAUCACUCAACCAAUCUCUCUCUGAGCUGGCGCCUUCCCCUGGCAUGUGCCUGCAUUGGUCCUUUAGGACUUCUUGCUGGUCUCUUCUUCAUUCCCGAAUCUCCACGUUACCUGGUGUGGCGAGGAAAGCAGGAGAAAGCCUACGACAUUCUAAAGCUACUUCACCAUGACCCCAAAGCCCCUUCCGAGGCAGACGCUCAAGCCGAGUUUACACAAAUCAUCCGGCAAGUCGAACUGGAUAAGGAGGAUCAGGCCACGUUAGUCGUGAUGUUCCAAAAGCCAUCGUGGCGGCGGCGAUCUAUCUCGGUGAUGAUUCUUCUAUUCAUGCAACAAGCUGCUGGUACAUACGGCAUCACCAACUACUUUCCACUACUCAUUCAAUCUCUCGGGAUGACGGCAGAUCUAGCUUUGUGGUUAUUUUGUGUCUACUCGGUCGUCGCAACGCUCGGCAUCGGUGCCUUCAUUCUAGUGUUGGACAGAUAUGGACGUAGAUUGCUCCUCCUCAUUGGAUUCGCCACGGUGCCAUGUAUCCUGCUUGCUGAGGCCCUGCUCCAAUGGAAAUACCAAGGCACAACUUCCACGGGUGGAAAUGGCACCUGCGUCCUUUUCAUCUUCUUGUUCAUCAUCUUCUUCCAGGCUAUCGACGCUCCUACUUUCGUCUGGAUGGCCGAGGUUUUUCCAACCGCCAUCAGAGCCAAAGGCGUCAGCCUAGGACUCUUUGCCUACUUCGUAGGGACCGUCACCUUUUCGACUCCUGCCGCAGUGGCUUUACAGAGCAUCAAAUGGGGUAUGUUCCUCAUCUAUGCCGGACUCUGUGUGGUGUCUUUGAUCGGCGUCUACUUUUUCCUCCCCGAGACCAAGGGUAUCCCAGUCGAAGAGAUUGGCGCACUUUUUGGUGACACCGUCGCGGUGUACCUUACGGAAGACGGGACGAAUAUUAUCGAAGAUAAGUCGAGUGCAUAUCAUGUCGAACUCACCACCGUUGAACAAAAGGCGGAAGAGAAAGUCUAG